Messenger RNA from Myxocyprinus asiaticus (Chinese sucker), 2975 nucleotides. Its product is annotated as mitochondrial import receptor subunit TOM34-like. Gene Ontology annotation, cellular component: cytosol; mitochondrion. The transcript has 8 exons. Gene Ontology annotation, molecular function: heat shock protein binding. NCBI's taxonomy places the organism in Eukaryota, Metazoa, Chordata, Actinopteri, Cypriniformes, Catostomidae. The record is from RefSeq and is a predicted model, not a curated record. The coding region runs from base 370 to 1284 and encodes 304 amino acids.
CAUCCUGAUCUUCAAAUAGCAGCUCGGAGCUCGACAGCCGCUUCUGACCGGAGAACGGAAACUGAAAUACAACACCGCCCGCUUCUGACAAAUACAGAGAGACUGAGUCGGCGAAACGUGGUGCUCAGCCUGGCGUGUAUGAAGACCCUCUUUGAGUAUUUUCUAGAACAGAAACUAUCUAGUUGUCCGAUUUAAAGUUCACAGGCUUGUUGUUUACGUGGAUUGUGAUACUGGAAACUUCAAACAAACGGAGCGUCAACGUUGCUGCAACGUUUGCUUUCCGGUCUCUUUAACAUUAGACGGUGGUUAAACCGUAACAACUUUUGUAAUCGAUAACGUUUACAUUCAGCGUACAUUUCCAGUGUCAUCAUGCCUCGGAAACGGCGCUCACAGUCGUGGACGGAGCUCAAACAAGCCGGUAACGAGCGUUUCAGAGCCGGACAGUAUGGAGAAGCUGUGACUCUCUACAGUCAGUCCAUCGAGCGGCUGGAGAAGUCUGGUCAGAACAACAAGGAAGAUCUGGCUAUUUUGUACUCCAACAGGGCAGCCAGUUACCUGAAAGAUGGAAACUGCAACGAGUGCAUUAAAGACUGCUCAGUAUCGCUUGACUUGGUUCCUUUUGGAUUUAAAGCGCUCCUUCGCCGGGCUGCAGCUUAUGAGGCCAUGGAGAGAUACAGACAGGCUUAUGUGGACUACAAAACUGCUCUACAGAUAGACUGCAACAUCCCAUCUGCGCACGAUGGUGUCAACAGAAUGACCAAGGUUUUGAUCGAUAUAGACGGGCCAUCUUGGCGAGAGAAACUCCCUCCGAUCCCCACAGUUCCGAUGUCUGUGAAAGAAAGUCUAGCACAAUCCACAAGCCUGGCCUCCACCUCACAACAGAACGGCAUGAUCGAAAACAAGAAGAAAGUACCAGGACCUGAAGCUGUUAAAAAGGCCAAAGCUCUAAAGGAGGAAGGCAAUGCAUUUGUGAAGAAAGGCGAAUACAAGAAAGCAGUGGAGAAGUACACGCAGUCACUCAGUCAAGCCACAGAAGUCACAACCUACACAAAUAGGGCUCUCUGCUACCUUUCAUUAAAGAUGUACAAAGAAGUUAUUAGCGAUUGUGAUGAGGCUCUUAAAUUGGAUUCUGCCAACAUUAAGGCCUUUUACCGACGUGCCCAGGCAUAUAAGGAACUCAAAAACAAAAAGUUAUGUGUGGAAGAUCUCAACAGCUUGCUCAAAAUUGAGCCAAACAACACGGCAGCACAAAAACUACUUCUGGAAGUGCAGAAGAUGAAAUAACCAUUCUUGUGGACAUGAGGAGACUUUUCAGUCAAUUGUCUAGAGUUUAUUUGCCUCUCCAAGCUGCAAAAUUUACUUUCCUUCAUUUAUGAUCAUUUAUCAUAAUGAGAGAUAGAAUUUAACCUACAGGUUCACACAGGCACUUUUGAUGAUACAUUUUGAAAUAAUCUACUGGGUGCAUUUUUGUCCUGAACAUUUGUGUUCCAUGUCAUUUAUUCAAGUUCAAGUUCAUUGAAUUCACACUAUCUGCAAUCUUUGUCCCAUUUGUUCAGGUUGUGUAUGUUGAAUUUAUUCAUUUAAUCGAUGUGAUGUUGAUUUAGCAGUAUCUAAUGUGCCUUUCUCACGGCACAUUAUCGCAAGCCAUUUCAGCAUUUAAUCACAUACAGGAUAUGAAUUAUAUAAGUCCACAAUUGAAUUUUCAUGAUUUAGAAUAAAUAAAUAAUAAACUAGUAAAAGUGCUCAUUUUUAAUGUCAGUAACUGCACAAAAUCUUGAUAUCUGUAAUUGAAUUUUCACAAUGAUCUUUAGUUUUAGUUCAAUUCUUGAUAUCAGGAAUGGUUAUUUGUACUAGUAACAAUGUAAUUACUGAUAUAAAGUAUCAUUUUUACUAGUAAGAAGUACAAGAUAUUUGAAAAGGGAAUUUCAACUAGUAAGAAAUUAUAGACGUCAGUAAUUGUGAGCGAUGACAUCAUGUUUAUAUCAAAAUAUAGCACUUUCACUAGUAGUAAUUACAUUCUUGAUAUCAAGAAUUGGCAUUUUAUCUAGUGAAAAAAUUAAUAAUCUAUAAUUAAUUUCCUGUACUUGAUUAAAAGUUAAUUCGGCUUGCCAUACACACAUUACACAUUUACAAUGUCAAGAUAUUCUGAAACUCAUAACAUUUUUCAGACAAAAGUCAAACUAUUUCCACUUCACUUUAUACUGAAAUGCAAUUAGGCAGCAGUUUCUUCGUACUUUGGAUGCAAUUAUCAUUCCUCAGCUCAAGUAAUAGAUUUCAGAAUAUUUGUAUUUCGUACAAGCUUAUCAUUACCAUUUAUAUAAAAUACUCCGAUACAGUUGUGGCUUUAGGGCAGUGCUCCAUGUUCUACAUCAUUGAGGAUUGUUUCAUAAAACUGCUUUUAAAGGGGUAGUUCACCCAAAAAUGAAAAUUCUGUCAUCAUAUACUCACCCUCAUGUUGUCCCAAACCAGUGCGACUUGCUUUCUUCAGUGGAACACAAAAGGAGAUUUUAAACAGAAUGUUUGUUUUAGCCACCAUUCACUUUCAUUGUCUGGAAGAAAGAUGAGAUGAAAGUGAAUGUUGACUAAGGAUAACAUUGUUUAAAAUCAAACUGGUUUGGAACAACAUAAGGGCAGGUGAAUGAUGAUACAAUUUACAAUUGCGAUUUCUAAUUGUUUCUUUGUCUUUUCCAGAGAAACUGGUCAGCAAAGGUAUUUGCAAUUAAUUACUGUCCAAACCCCUGAAUGUAAAUCUGUUAAGACUUGACAUCUGUAUUUAUUACUGUUUUCUGUGCACAGUGUUUUGUAUGCCAUUUUGCAUGCAAAUGGGGAAAGCCAUGUUCUGAUAUGCAUCUGAUAAAAGGAAACUUUAUGAAUAGUAAAUCUUGUGUUUUACAUCCUGUAAACUGUGAGAUGUAAUGCUAUGGACAGUGAUUUUUGUAUACUUUGUGUGGGUUAGCAUUACAAAAACAAAACAA